AUGAUUUCAAAAAGCUACAGAGCGCUUCAAGUAAUACUUGCAGGGGCAGCUGCAUUUUUCUUCCUCCAUGCAUUUAUUGGCAGCUCGGUGCAGGUAUCAUGGCCCAAACAGUUGCCUUCUCUUUCUCGUGGUGUCUUCAACUCUCGCACCUUUGACCACAUUAAAAAUGAAACUCUUGGGUUUCAACACAUCUACGCCAUAGGUUUGCGAGAGCGCACUGACAAGCAUGAUUUCCUCAGCUUAUCGUCUGCUUUAUCUGGUUUCAAGAUUGACUGGAUUGAUGGGGUGCACCCAGACAGUUUGAGUCAGAAGGCUAUGCCCAAUGGACUCAACAUGGAAACAACCACACUGACAAUCAUUGCAUCUUGGCGCGCUCAUAUGAACGCAUUGAUAAAGGUAGUCGAGAGCUCAGAUGCAACUGCGUUGAUCCUGGAGGACGACGCAGACUGGGACGUGAAUAUCAAAAGCCAGCUCAUCGAGUUCGCACGCGGCCUACACACGGUACAAGGAAGCACAAAAGUGACACGCGAGGCGCCCUAUGGAACCGAUUGGGACGUACUCUGGAUUGGUACGUGCCUCACCGGGCCCGUGUCAAACGAGACUCAUUUUUACGCCAUACCAAACGACCCCACUGUCGCAAGCGUGAAGCAACGAGGCGGCGCGAUUGGUAUUCCCGAUAGAUGGCAGGAGGACUUUCCCGAAGACUCGACGCGGUAUAUUUAUCAGGCUGAGACUGGUUGCUGUACAUAUGGCUAUGCUGUCACCAGUCGCGGGGCAAGGAAGAUCUUAGCUUCCCUCUCUAUCGACCACCUAGAGAUUUCGGUAGACAACGCCUUGGGUAAUAUGUGUGGUGGAAUCAAUGGUCGACCAAGGAUUGAUUGUUAUUCUCCGUCUCCGGGGUUGAUUGGCACGUACAAGAGAGCUGGGCCUUCGUCUCGAGACUCGGAUAUUGAGACCUAUGAUGCGAGUAAUAUCCACGAGGAGAGGUCGUGGAAUAUGGUGUAUAGUGCUCGGCGAAAUGUUCAUCGCCUUGUUGCUGGUGAAAAGACUUUCCAUAAUCAAUGGCGAGAGGCGCCUGAGCCUUGGCAGAUGACGGAAGUGGACUUGGAGGAUUUCAAGUAUCCUGAAGGAUUUCUGGUGGAUUUGUGA
Messenger RNA from Penicillium verhagenii, 1149 nucleotides. RefSeq lists its product as uncharacterized. The transcript is spliced from 4 exons. Lineage: Eukaryota; Fungi; Ascomycota; Eurotiomycetes; Eurotiales; Aspergillaceae. Bases 1 to 1149 code for a protein of 382 amino acids. The record is from RefSeq and is a predicted model, not a curated record.